AUGAACCAGGAGAUGGAGACUGCCUUACGCUGUCUAGCCUCCUCCACUCCCUCCUCCUGGUCGAGGCAGCUUCUAUGGGUUGAGUAUGCCCACAACACCCUUCCUAGUUCUGCUACUGGUCUUUCUCCAUUCCAAUGCUCCCGCGGAUACCAGCCACCCCUUUUCCCGGCACAGGAACGUGAGGCCAGCGUCCCAUCUGCACAGGCGUUUGUAAGCCGAUGUCAACGCAUGUGGUUAAAGGCCCGCUCCGCGCUCCUGCGCUCUUCCGACCGUUAUCAACGGACCGCCAAUCGCCGUCGCAAGCCAGCUCCACAGUACUCCCCAGGGCAACGUGUCUGGCUCUCCACACGGGAUCUCCCUCUCAGAGUUGAGUCAAAUAAGUUGUCUCCCCGUUUUGUAGGCCCAUUUCCCAUAGCUAGGGUCAUCAAUCCUGCAGCUGUUCGCCUGCGUCUGCCCCCUUCUAUGAGGAUUCAUCCUACCUUCCAUGUGUCCAAGAUCAAACCAGUUAAUGUGAGCCCUCUUCAGCCCCCCUCUAGACCCCCACCACCACCCCGGACUAUCGACGGGGAGACUGUUUACACUGUCCGUCGCCUCAUCAAGUCCCGGCGACGUGGUAGAGGGUUGCAGUACCUGGUACACUGGGAGGGUUAUGGCCCUGAAGAGCGUUCAUGGGUGCCUGCUCGCAGUAUCUUUGACCCAUCUCUCAUUACUGACUUUCACCAGGCUCAUCCCGAUCAACCACGGAGAGGCAGACGGAAGAAGCUGGCUGUUAAAUACACUCAGAAGAGGAAACCAGAGGAAACUGAGGUCCAAAAACACAGCACUGAGUCUGCAACCAGAGAGAGAAAGGGGAGGAAAUGCAAGAAAGUCGGGCCAACUAAAACUCCAGAGCGGCCCCCAGAGGGUUCCAGGUCUCCUCAGCAGUCCGAAGAGUCUCGGCAGCAUUCACCUUCUCCUCGUCGUAACAGACAUCCCGAAUCCUCGGAGGAUGAAGAUGAGUCAGCCUCCCCCGCCCUCCCUGCAGGCAAGUCCAAGCCUGAAGUGGGCAAGGGCGACAAAGGGAAAGGCAAGGCCCAGAAGGAGAACCCACCCCCUGGUGUAUCAUACAGCUUCACAGAGGCGCAGGAGGAGGCAAUCGCUUGCUGGGUGAAGAGUAAGAAGCUACUGUAUGACAUGAAGGACAAACAGUACAAAGAGAAGGCAUUAAAGAGGCACCUAUGGGAGGGAAAGGCUGCGGAAUACAGGUUGGAUUAUCAUUCAAUUCUGAAAUGGUAUCAAACACAGAGGACUCGAUUCUCAAAGCUACGGGAGGGCCAACCCAAGAAGAAAUCCCAGAAGAGGUCUGGUCUGUCGAGCAGUGACGAGGAAGACCCCAUCCUUGCUGAGGAGGCCAGUGAGAAUGACAGUGACCGUGACAAGUUCAUCCGCCGGGUCUUUGGGUUUCUGAAGCCACACAUCAGACGUCACAACAAGGAAAUACCAGCUAGUUUUAAGGACAAGUUGGCCCAGGCUGAGACGGGUGAGCUGGCUGGGAGUGACGACAGUUUUGCAGACAAAUCCAGGGAGCCCAACAAGAAGUACACUGGCUACCCUACACCGAGACCUCCUUCCAGGACAGGAACAGCUGCUGAGGACCAACCCGAGUCUCCGGAGAUGAGAGUUACCGGAGCAUCAUCCCGUGAUCUCCAAGAUAGGCUGGUUCAGUUCAUCACUAGAGAGCAGCCAGUCAACAGGGCCACUCCUUUCUGCAAGUACCUGGAAACUGAACUGGAUCGUCUGCAUGAUGUCUGCCUGGAACCUGCGUAUGAGGACAUCACCACAGUUCUUAACCAUUACCGGAAGAUGUCCAGACAGUUCAGGAUGAGGGAAGCGGCUGGUGACCAGAUCAGUCCAUUCCAGUACCUAUACUUCUCCGCCAGCAGAGCGGCCUCCUCACCGUCAGCAGAGUUCCAGCCAGGUCCCAGCCAGUGGCCUAAGAACCCACCUCCGGCAUCAGUGUGGAGAUCCCAGGAGUGUGGCUACGUAGAGCAGGUGAACCAGCAGCACAACUUGGAGCAACAGCAGCAGCAGUACCGUACCCUCUAG
Messenger RNA from Gymnodraco acuticeps, 2085 nucleotides. RefSeq lists its product as uncharacterized. Gene Ontology annotation, molecular function: nucleic acid binding. Bases 1 to 2085 code for a protein of 694 amino acids. Lineage: Eukaryota; Metazoa; Chordata; Actinopteri; Perciformes; Bathydraconidae. The transcript is spliced from 7 exons. The record is from RefSeq and is a predicted model, not a curated record.